Messenger RNA from Vitis riparia (riverbank grape), 907 nucleotides. RefSeq names its product 13S globulin basic chain-like. Gene Ontology annotation, molecular function: nutrient reservoir activity. The record is from RefSeq and is a predicted model, not a curated record. The transcript is spliced from 3 exons. Bases 1 to 699 code for a protein of 232 amino acids. Lineage: Eukaryota; Viridiplantae; Streptophyta; Magnoliopsida; Vitales; Vitaceae.
AUGACUUUCCUUUCUACAAUUCAGUCCAUUGUGUGGUGUUUGUCGAUGCUCUUCAAGGAAGAAAGAGAAGCCUAUAAUAUCAGCAACGAAGAAGCCAAAAAGCUUGCCAAAAGCCAAACUGGUGUUUUGCUUAUUAAGCUAUCAGAGGGUCAAAAAAUGCCCCACCCCUGCAAGAACAGUACUGAUAAAUUGGUGUACAAUAUUGAUGCUGCAUUACCUGAUAUCCACGUCCAAAAUACUGGGUUGCUUACUGCCUUGACAGCAAAGAAGUUUCCCUUCCUUGGAGAAGUUGGGCUCAGCGCCACCCUUGUGAAGCUGGAUGCCAAUGCCAUGUCCUCACCGGUAUACGCGGCAGAUUCGUCGGUUCAAGUAAUUUAUGUUGCAAAAGGGAGUGGAAGGAUUCAAGUUGUUGGCAUCAAUGGUGAACGUGCCUUGGACACGAAAGUGAAGGCUGGCCACUUGUAUGUUGUGCCAAGGUUCUUUGUGGCCUCUACCAUUGCAGACGGUGAAGGAAUGGAGUACUUCUCAUUGAUAACAGCUACACAACCUGUAUUUGGCGAAUUUACUGGGAAAACAUCAGUAUGGGGAGCAUUAUCUCCACAAGUUUUACAGGCCUCGCUCAAUGUGGGUCCAGAGUUUGAGCAGCUUUUCAGGGCAAAGAUAAAAAAGAGCACCAUUCUUGUUCCUCCACAGAACUAGAUUGAUUAAUAACCAAGGGCCCUUAUGAUGUAUCAUCAUUUGUUUUCAGGAGUUACAGGGCUAUCAAAAUACAAUAAUUGUACUCCUAAGUAUUUCUUUUAUAUGUGUAUCCUUGAGAUGGAAAAUGUUGUACAACUAUUAAUUAUAUGGCAAUAAAUUAGGUUAUGAACCUUAGUGUACUCAUUCUGAGUGCAUAUAUAUUUGUCUA